Xiphophorus hellerii (green swordtail) is the source of this 3833-nucleotide messenger RNA. It is a transcript of the gene ddah1, whose product is annotated as dimethylarginine dimethylaminohydrolase 1. Gene Ontology annotation, biological process: arginine metabolic process; positive regulation of nitric oxide biosynthetic process. Gene Ontology annotation, molecular function: dimethylargininase activity; amino acid binding. Bases 66 to 914 code for a protein of 282 amino acids. The transcript is spliced from 7 exons. The record is from RefSeq and is a predicted model, not a curated record. Lineage: Eukaryota; Metazoa; Chordata; Actinopteri; Cyprinodontiformes; Poeciliidae. Gene Ontology annotation, cellular component: mitochondrion.
UUGACAACAACAUCUACAGAUUUGAGCGUGCCAAGAAAGAGAGAGAAAAAGAGGAAAGCGAAAACAUGGCUGGUUUGAUGGCAGGUUUUGGUCACUACACCCAUGCGGUUGUCCGGGGAAUCCCCGCGUCCCUGGCCAAAGAGGCGCUCAGGACCAGCCAGGCGGAGGUGGACCUGACAAGGGCGCGGACGGAACACGAGGCGUACGUCGAGGUGUUGCGGACGAGGCUCGGGCUGGAGGUGGUGGAGCUGCCCGCGGACGAGUCUCUCCCGGACUGCGUGUUCGUGGAGGACGCGGCAGUGGUGUGCGGCGAGACGGCGCUCAUCACCAGACCCGGGGCGGAGAGCAGGAGGAGAGAGACUGAAGUGAUGAAAGAGGCUCUAAAAGAUCUAAAUUUGAACAUAGUGGAAAUGACGGAUGAGAAUGCAACGCUGGAUGGAGGAGACGUUCUGUUUACAGGUCGAGAAUUCUUUGUUGGUCUUUCUAAACGGACAAAUCAGAGAGGGGCGGAGAUCCUAGCUGAUGCAUUUAAGGACUAUGCUGUUUCCACUGUGCCUGUGCUGGAGGGGCUGCACCUGAAGAGCUUCUGCAGCAUGGGAGGACCAGGACUUAUCAUCAUCGGCUCCAGUGAACCAGCUCAGAAGGCUCUUAAAAUUAUGCAGCAAAUGAGCGACCAUCGCUAUGACAAGCUGACGGUGCCAGAUGACAUUGCUGCCAACUGUGUCUACAUGAAUCUUCCCAACAAAGGACACGUGCUUCUUCACUGCACAGCGGAGGAGUUUCCAGAGAGUGUGAAGGUGUUUGAAAAGCUGAAAGACCACAUGCUGAUUCCUGUGUCCAACAUGGAGAAAGUGAAAGUGGAUGGAGCUCUCACAUGCUGCUCUGUGCUCAUCAGCAAGAAUCCAAACAUCUGAGCAUGUUGAAAAGUGAUCUUUCAGUGCAUGGUAAUCAAGCACUGCAGCUGGUAAACAGCUUAAUGUUGAACAAAAAGAGCAAGUUAGAGGAGAGAGGAGCACUUUCAGUGGUUUUUAUUGCAUAAAAUCUAAAGGGAACCAUCAGGUCAUCUCUCAAGUACGCUGAAAUUACAAUAAGACUACCGGUAGUUAAAAUGUGAGAGUUGUUUAGACGAUCAACAUAAAGCAUCAGGUUACCAACGUCUUUAUAAAAAAUCAGGAUUGAUAAUCGAGCUAUUUUGCCCCAAAACUUAACACUGACAGUGCUCACUAUGUAAACGGUGAACAACAGGACCAAAACAGCUGUCUCUUAUAAUGUUAGAUAUGGUUUAAAAUCAGUAGAGGAAUGUAUGUGCCAUGUUGAUUUACAUCCUUGAAUCUUAUGAGGAUUCAUAGCUUAUGUAUUGACUAAUCUGUGAAUACCAUUCAGUGUUUAUGACCCUUACAGAGAACCUCAAUGAAAUUAACACAGAUUCAAUAGAUUCCUAUUUUGUCAUUGUAAGCUGAAAUAUUAAUAACAUUGUUCAACAGAUCCAAAAGAAGAUGUGUAUAGAGUUAGCUUAUAUUGUUUACAUGCACCAUUUUGACUGUGAUUUACCUUUUGUGUGCUCUUGUGCCUACAUAGUGUGAGUAAACUUGCAUUUUUAAAGAAAUGUAUUCUGGACCAACAUCAAAGAAACCAGUUCAGCUAGAACUGUCACCUAAACCAUAGUUUCACUUUUAUUACCCAUUCACAGCAAAAUUCUGACUGUUUCCAUACACUUGGUGCUGAAUCUAAUUCUGAAAAUACAUAAAUAUGUUUAAAAAUGGCAAUGUAGCAAAAAGCUUGAAAAGUCUUCUGGUAUGAUGAUUGUAAACUUCUUUUUUUAAUCCAUUCUUGUUUUGAUGUUAAAAUGUCUGCCCCUCAAAAUCCAUUAUCACUCUUACUUUUAAUAACUCUUGAUUAAACAAAUUGUUCGUUAAAAUCCAGUUUGCUAUGUAAUACUACACAACCACCAACAGUUACAGCAUGUUUGUUGGAAAAAAAAAAGAUUAAUUAAAAUAUAGUGUACCAACCAUGCAAAGAUCAUGAAUGUAGUGCCUCGCAUAAGAAAUCACACACAUUCAACUUUUUUCACAUUUUAGUCAUGUUACAACAACAGAUAUUGCAUUUCACUUCAUGUAAUAGACCAACAGAAAUUAGUGCAUAUUUGUGAAGUAGAAGAAAAUUACACAUAGUUUUCAUUUUUUAAAGUAAAACUUUGAAGAGUUACAUUUAUUAGUAUUGAACCUUCUUAACUCUGAUACCUCCAAAUAGCAACCAAUUGCCUUUAGAAGUCAACUAAUUAGUUAAUAGUGCCACCUUUGUGGGAUUAAAUUUCAGUAUUAAUGCAGUUAUUCCUUAAAGACCCAAUAUUAGACCCUUAUCAAACAAUCAUGAAGACCAAGAAAUACAAUCAUUUUGUUGUGGCAUAAAAUACGGAGAAGAUUAUACUGUACAACCCUAUUCCAACCUUUGAAAACCUCGUUUCUGAAGUUGAACAAACCAUUUCCACUUUGAAACAAGGUGUUGGUAUCGUCAUACUAUGGUGUUGCUUUUUUAUCAUCUCUUACCAGGAGCUGGUAAAAGAUGAUAAAAUAAUGAUGAUGGGGAAUAUGACCAUAGUUUAAGGCAGGGAAAUACUGGAAUAAAAGCUGACUGGGAUAGAUAUUCAUGCAUUGCUUUGUGGUAAAAUAUCACAUAAAAUACAAGGUAAUGUAUGUACCCUAUUUACAUAAGGUAAGAACAUUAACAUUUGUGGUUUUAACAUGACAAAAUGUAGAAAAUACUUUUUAAGGCACUGUAUGUUUUUAUUGAAACCAACACAACCCUCCUUCCUACUUCUGCCAGUGCCUUUGUGGAAAAUCAAUGACUUUUUUCCCGCUGAACGACUCUGAGGUUGCUGCACUUUCUCCAACAUCAUUAGUUCUGCCUGUGUUUUUGAUUACACUGGAUGUUUGUUAUUCUUGUUUGGCAGUUUUUCCGUCAGAAUCUGAUGUAUGCCAUCCUGUCAGCACUCUCUAUAGCACAAAAUUCAACAGGACCAAAUGUGAUUGCAGUCAGAGUUUUCAGGACCAGUUAACCACAGCCGUGUGAUGAGCUUCCAGUAGAAGCCUACCUGAUGUUGUUGCUGCUUAAGUAGCUUCAUUUCCGUUGUUGGCGAAUUCGUGUUUGAGGCCUGUAAACAUGACAACACGAUAAAUACAAACACAUGUCCACAACCCUGCAUGUCCAUCACAUCUGAGGCAGCUCUGGUUCUCGGUGUGAUUGUCUGUGAAAGUUGAGGAAAUGACAUCAGGAGGUGACUCAACCUCCCCCCAUAGACAUUAGCGUAUGGGCAAGUGGGCAGUGAUGAAACAUGGAAAGAAUUCAUGUCGGGAGGAAAAGCAGCUUGGGGAGUAAACACUGGCCCUUUCAAAUUUUCUUCUUCUGUUGCCUCUCACUUUGAACACAUUCUGUCUCUCACCUUUCUCCUAAUUCCUCAUGGACAACAUUGGGCUACUUUAUGACUGUGACAUCAUAUGCCCUGGCAGACGCUGCUGAUCUGCUGCUGGUGUGAUAGCAAACAGUAGUUGGACUGGAUAGUUUUUUUUCUAAUGCCUUAGCUGCAGUAUAAUGAUCCCCCAUACUUGGACUGUAAUUCAGAACUAAUAUAGAUAAAUUGCAAAAUUAUCUAAAUUUGGGUUCAGAUAAAAAUAUCUUAAAGCUGUUAAAACGUCAAACAUGUAGGGUUUACAUCCACUCCUAGUUGUUAAAGUGUUAUUGUUCCAUCUCAGGUGUUUUGGUUUUAAUUCAAAUUGUUGAACUCCUCUAUACUUGAGCCUUUUCCUCUUUUAUGAAUAAAUUAACAUUAGCUUUCA